Punica granatum (pomegranate) is the source of this 2069-nucleotide messenger RNA. NCBI's taxonomy places the organism in Eukaryota, Viridiplantae, Streptophyta, Magnoliopsida, Myrtales, Lythraceae. The record is from RefSeq and is a predicted model, not a curated record.
AAAAAAAAAACACACACACACAAUCCAUUAUCUAUCUUGCUCUCUGUCUCUCUACGUACUUUAGAGUUCAUUUGAUUCUCUCUGCUCUGCUUUGCUUUGCUUCCUCUGGAAUUCUUUAAUGCUCUUCGCUUGCUCUGUCUGUGACUCGCUCUCCUCCGCUCUGAUCAAGCCUUUAACUAUUCCCUUCCGAUUCAAACCUCACCCCUCUCUCUCUCUCUCUCUCUCUCUCUCUAUAGUUUGAACUCAACCCCACUCUUCUCUCUCUCUCUCUCUCUCUAUAUAUAUAUAUAUAUCGGCGUUGCGUUUCUCCUCGCCGGGAUAUCCCAUUUCCACCGGCGAAUGGUGGCUGUCUAUUGCUGCUGUUGAGGUGAAGCAGCUCCGAGCUCGGCACCCUUUGGCGGGAGGAGGAGGAGGAGGAUGACGGUCUACAAUGCGUCCUUCGUCAACAAUGAGCUCUCCAAGCAGACCUCAAUCUUCGGCCUCCGCCUCUGGGUCGUGAUCGGGAUCUUCCUCGGCUCCGUUAUCGUCGUCGCCCUCUUCCUCCUCUCCCUCUGCCUCACCUCCCGCCGCCGCUGCUCUAGCUCCAAGCACCGCCACCCCAAGUCCUCCGCCCUCCCCGCCGCCGCCUCCCCUCCCGUCUCCAAAGAGAUCCAGGAGAUCGUCCCCUACCACGCCCCGCCCCCCCUCCCGGAGAUCCAAAUCGACAUGGGCAAGGUGGAGCACCGGGUGGUGUACUCGGAUCGGCAGUCCAGCGGGGAGAGCCGGGGGACCGCGGGCCUCGAGACGGCCUCGUUUGGGAGCAGCGGGAACGUGGGGCCUGAGGUCUCCCACUUGGGGUGGGGCCGGUGGUACACUCUGAGAGAGCUGGAGGCCGCCACCAAUGGGCUCUGCGAGGAGAAUGUGAUUGGAGAAGGCGGCUAUGGCAUUGUUUACCGGGGACUGCUCGGCGACGGCACUAAAGUAGCCGUCAAGAACCUCUUGAACAACAGGGGACAAGCUGAGAGGGAAUUCAAGGUGGAGGUUGAAGCAAUCGGUCGCGUGAGGCACAAGAAUCUCGUUAGGUUGCUGGGAUAUUGUGUUGAGGGCGCUUACCGGAUGCUUGUCUAUGAAUAUGUAGACAAUGGCAAUUUGGACCAGUGGCUUCACGGGGAAGUUGGAGACGUCAGCCCAUUGACGUGGAAUAUCCGUAUGAAUAUUAUUCUUGGAACUGCAAAAGGGCUUGCCUAUCUUCAUGAGGGCCUUGAACCUAAGGUUGUCCAUCGAGAUGUGAAAUCCAGCAACAUACUGCUCGACUGUCAGUGGAAUGCCAAAGUAUCUGACUUUGGACUUGCUAAGCUCUUAUGCUCGGAAAGGAGUUAUGUAACAACCCGUGUCAUGGGAACAUUUGGUUAUGUGGCACCAGAAUAUGCCUGCACUGGGAUGUUGAACGAGAAGAGUGACAUUUACAGCUUUGGAAUACUCAUCAUGGAAAUAAUUACCGGGAGAAGUCCAGUCGACUAUAGCCGAACGAAAGGGGAGGUGAAUCUGGUGGAUUGGUUAAAGGCAAUGGUUGGAGAUCGAAGGGCAGAGGAAGUUGUGGACCCGAAGCUGCCUGACAUGCCUGCUUCGAAAGCGCUCAAACGUGUUCUAUUGGUGGCUCUUCGAUGUGUCGAUCCCGAUGCAACAAAGAGGCCCAAGAUGGGGCAUGUUAUCCACAUGCUCGAGGCCGAUGACUUGCUGUUCCGUGAUGGACGCCAAAUCGGGAAAGAACCUGCAAGCUCAAACCAAGAUUAUCAGCAAGCAGUGAAUAAACAUAUGAGCGAAGGAGCCUCGGAAAGUGAAUCGAGCAAAUGUGACAGCGGUAGGGAUUAUCUUCAGCCAACUGGAUGGAGAUAGCACCGGUGGGUGAUCAUUUCCCCGAUAUGGUCAAUUGUCCGUCUGUUGUGUAGGAUUUGUGAUUAUACAUAUAUAUAUAUAUUUUUAUUUAGGAAUAAUCAGCAUAUGUUUUUUACGAUAGCUUUCUUAAUACUUUGAUAAUUGAAUGAAUCAUUAAUCACUCCUACAGAAACUGCUUCAGUUCUUGCUGUUGA